UAGAUUCAUGAUUCCAAAAUAAACAAAUGACAAUGCAGUGAUUGAUUUCAUGAAAUAAAUAUUUAAUUUUUAUAUGUUUAAUAUACUAUAAAUUACAUCCAGUUCAUUUUUGCAGCAUAUAGUGAAAACUCAAUAAUAUUGUCAAAUAGUGAAUAACUUUUUAAUAUUGUAUUUUUCAACUGAAAGUCAAAAUGGAAUUAUUGGUUGAUGAGAAACUGGCAAAAAUAUCCGAAGUCCACGUGGUUGAUCAUUUUCUUUCAGUUUUGUGAAAGAUAUAGUUAUUUCGGGUUUAGAACUUUUCUAGUGUUAUAUCUAACAACAGUACUAAAAUUUACUGGUGACCAUUCGAUGAUCAUAUAUCAUAGUUUUAUUAGUCUAGUGUAUAUAUCUCCGUUGAUCGGAGCAAUGCUGGCAGAUUCAUUUUGGGGAAAAUUUAAAACAAUAAUUCGACUAUCAGCAAUUUAUGCCCUAGGAGGUGUUAUACUUGCCGGUGCUUCGAUGAUAGAUAUGAUUAAUAUAGAUAUUCAAAAAAUUAUUGCAGUUCUUGGGUUAUUCUUAAUAUCUAUCGGUGCUGGUGGUAUAAGACCUCUUUGUAUUACAUUUGCCGGCGAUCAAUUCAAAUUUCCCCAACAGCAGCAGCAAUUUCAACAUUAUAUUAUAAGAUACAUAUUGGCUUUAGACAUCGGUGCAUUAUUAUCGUCAAUAUUGACACCGAAAUUUAAACACGGCGUACAUUGUUUUGAGAAAAACUCGUGUUAUCCUUUAACAUUUGGAGUGUCUGCCUUAGUGAUAAUAAUCGCCGUAGUUACAUUUAUAUUCGGUGAAAAGAUGUUCGUAAAAAAUGACACGGAACACAAAGCAUUCUCAAGAACGUUUGGAUGCAUAUACUACAUAUUAACCAAAAGAAUUACCCCGGGAAUAUCAAUUAACGGGCUCGACCACACUAAAGACAACAAGUACACCGACGACGAGAUAAUGGAUUCGAGGUUGGCUUUAAACGUGAUUACCGUGUUCACGACGUAUCCGGUGUUCUGGGCGUUGUACGAAUAUCAGAUAUCGCGGUGGAAGCUGCAGGCUACGCUGAUGAACGGCCGUUUAGACUUCUUGAAUUGGGCAAUCAAUCCCGAUCAGAUGCAUACCAUCACUCCGUUUUGCGCACUGCUAUUUCUCAUACGGUUUUACGGUACACUAAACCCGCUGUUGACGAAAAUCGGCAUCCGAAAACCAUUGCAGAAGCUCACAUUGAGCGGUUGUUUAGCGACCGUGGCGUUUAUUUUCUCGGCUAUGCUUCAAUUCGAAAUUCUCGGUAACAGCAAUAUUAUCCCUGCCGGAGAAGGACGCCUUAAUAUUUACAACGGAUUCGACUGCGACGUACACGCUCGUCUGCCGACAUUAAACAUCGACCAUACCAUACAACCCCUUGGAAUGAUGAACGUUAACUAUGCGCUAGUUUCUCGAGAAGACAUCGUUGAAAUCGUAUUACAUUUCGACCGGGAGUGCACUUUUGUUCCCGACGCUUUCGAAUUGAAUACUACCGUCACGGUUGCCGACAGACGGGAGAUUUCAUAUUACCUGACACGUUUAAACACAAAUACGAUUGGAUUAAACCGUGUAGGUAAUUAUGACAAUUAUGUAAAAAACAAACGUGGCAAUCCUAGCUUGAGGGUUCUGGUCGAUGGUAGUAUUGGUUUUGACAGUCAUAUUUCAUUUAACAGUAGUAAUGGAAAUUCAUACUCGUUUCCUUCAUCCCAACGAAUGUAUUUUAAUGAAGUAGCUAUGGGAAAAUACAAUUUAUAUUGGAAUGAACAAAUGUUGCCCUCGUCUAUGCAAAUGAUCCCGGCGACAUUUUACACAGUCACUUUACAAAAUAACGGCGAUAAAACGGAUGUAAAAGUUUUUACCAAAUAUGAAGGCGCUUAUUUCCACGUGCUUUGGCAGCUUCCACAAUAUGUCUUCAUGAUUUUAGCUGUUGUGAUUUUUGCAGUCACCACUUUAGAAUUUUCAUUUUUUGAGGCUCCAAUAAAUUUGAAGACGUUUGUAUUUGCAUUCGAUUUAUUAACCAUAGCAGUUGGUAACUUGUUAGUUAUUAUCAUAUCAGCUAUAUCAAUUGAAAAUCAGGCAUAUGAAUAUCUUCUUUAUUCUAGUCUCAUGUGUGCUGAUACGUUUUUAAUAGCCUAUUUUAGUGUUGUCUUUCGAAGUAGAUAUCAUUAGUAUAAUAAUACUAGCAAAAAAUAGAAUUGAACACUUGCCCAGGACGAGACAGAAAUAUAAACUCUUUGUAAUAGCUUUUUGAUAAAAACAAUGUUGUCAAUGUUUCAACUUGAUCAAAUUUGUGAAUUUAAUUCAUAUAAAUAUAUACGAUUUUAUAAAUAAUAUUGAAUAAAUUUAAUGAUAUAUUCUGAAUAA
This is a messenger RNA of Sipha flava (yellow sugarcane aphid), 2406 nucleotides long. RefSeq names its product peptide transporter family 1-like. Gene Ontology annotation, molecular function: dipeptide transmembrane transporter activity. Gene Ontology annotation, biological process: transmembrane transport; oligopeptide transport. Lineage: Eukaryota; Metazoa; Arthropoda; Insecta; Hemiptera; Aphididae. The record is from RefSeq and is a predicted model, not a curated record. Gene Ontology annotation, cellular component: membrane. Bases 208 to 2211 code for a protein of 667 amino acids. The transcript is spliced from 15 exons.